Messenger RNA from Dendroctonus ponderosae (mountain pine beetle), 1463 nucleotides. RefSeq names its product protein FAM50 homolog. NCBI's taxonomy places the organism in Eukaryota, Metazoa, Arthropoda, Insecta, Coleoptera, Curculionidae. The transcript is spliced from 7 exons. Bases 274 to 1305 code for a protein of 343 amino acids. Gene Ontology annotation, biological process: chromatin organization. The record is from RefSeq and is a predicted model, not a curated record. Gene Ontology annotation, cellular component: nucleus.
AUCAGUUUGUCAGUUGUCUUCAUCUAUGGCGCACAUCAUUUAACAUCAUUAAACAACGAGUCAAGUUAGCAUAUAUGCGUUAGUCUCAGUAUUCAUUAUAAGCUUUGUUCUAUGUUCUAUGGUGACAGACUACUCACUAUUCUUUAUCUAUCUAUCUAUCCAUUUAGAUCUAUGGUUCAUCUUAAGUCGAAGGUUAAUUAGGUUAUAAUAAAUAGUAGUGCUCUAAAUUCAGCACGCCAGGAAUUUCUAAGCGAUUUCUUUGAAGCCAACAAUAUGGCUCAUUAUAAAGGAGCAGCGAGUGAAGCAGGCAGGGCCAUGCAACUGAUGAAAAAACGUGAGAAGGAAAUGCAGGAUUUGGAAAUACGCAAAAAGAAAAUCGAGGAAGACUUGCGAAUCAACAAUAUCGAAACCAAGUUUGCAGCUCACUAUGAUGCCGUCGAACAACAGCUCAAAAGCUCUACCAUCGGUUUGGUUACGUUGGAUGAAAUGAAAGCGAAACAGGAGAAUAUUAUGAAGGAAAGGGAGAAGAAACUGGCGCAGAAGCAAGCGGAAAAAGAACGGGAACGACUGAGGCAAAUAGAGGCCAAACAAGCAGAAAAGAAUAGACAAAAGAAACAAAUUCAAGCGUUAUCAUUUACAUUGGAUGACGAUGAAGCAGCUGAAGCAGAUACUGAGAGUGAAAAAUCAUUUAAACGGUCUUCUGAAGAAGUAGCGCAUAUUAAUUUGAAGAAAGUGAAAAAGGACCCAAUGGCAGAUACUAGUUUUUUGCCAGAUAGAGAAAGAGAGGAGGAAGAGAAUCGGCUGAGGGAGGAAUUGCGGCAAGAGUGGGUGGAUCAACAGCAGAAACUCAAGGAAGAAGAGAUUGACAUCACGUUCAGUUACUGGGAUGGAUCUGGACACAGAAGAACUGUACGAGUAAAAAAAGGGAACUCCAUUUAUCAAUUUCUGCAAAAAGUAUUGGAGCUGCUCAGAAAAGAAUUCUCUGAACUAAAGACUGUUAUGGCUGACCAACUGAUGUAUGUUAAAGAAGAUUUGAUACUACCGCAUCAUUACACAUUCUAUGAUUUUAUAGUCAUGAAGGCUAGGGGAAAGAGCGGCCCUCUUUUCCAGUUUGAUGUACAUGAUGAUGUGCGACUAGUAAGCGACGCCUCCAUUGAAAAAGAAGAAAGCCACGCUGGAAAAGUGCUUAUGCGCAGUUGGUACGAACGCAAUAAACACAUUUUUCCGGCUAGUCGAUGGGAGCCGUAUGACCCUACAAAGACCUACAACAAGUAUACGGUGUCUGACAAAAAUAAAAAACAAUAAUUGUGCUUCCUGUUUCUAAUUGUUCGGUUAGUUUUAAGGUGCGUUUGAUUGUCCUUUAACAUGAUAUUUCACUUAAAAAUGAUCGUGCGAAAGGGAGGAAAAUACUGUUUAUGCAAUUUACCAGAGUACACGGCGGGUCAAAUAUAUUUGUAUGUUUA